AAACUCUUUAAAGUAAUGCUUGAAAGCAAUCUGAAUACAUCAUUUAUUCAUUUAAGAACCAUCAAUACUCAUCGUCAUGUUCGCAUCUCCAGGGAAAAGGAAGAAUCCGUUUAUGAAUCAAGAGAUUUGUCACCAAGCGGCAAACGUUCAGCAUCGCAUCUUAUCCGAUUCACAAUAUUUUUUACCGAAGAGGGUCUGCACCGGUACCCAGGAUAGUAAUAACCAAGUACGCCUCACAACGAUCCGGGAGGAGAUUUAUAACUCUAUGCCCAUAAAUACCACCAAGAUGUCAAUCAACCUUCCACCAUCACAUCCAACUCCAACACCAAGCAUUGCACAACCAACAGAUGACUGUCCUAUGGAGAUAAGUUCUGAAGAGCAGCAUUAUGUUAACAAUAAUCUCAACAACAACAGUAUUUGUGAAAGCAACAGACAAAGGAUCACAAAGUGUUCACGUUGUGAGGCAGGUCAAGGGGGACACUUUCAACACCUAUUUCAAUGACGAUAACCAAGGCAUUUUGAUGUACACAAAUGUGCCAUGCUACUGCUAAUUCAGGGAGAAGGACUUUGCUGAUGAUAUUUCUAUACUGGGGCCAACACGGAGACAUGGUAUUAAUAUUUUGUGACAGUCCUUUACAAUUCUGUUCUCUAUAUCAGUUGCUGUACUGUAUAAACACAAUACACCAGUUUCAAUGUUGAAUCUUUGACAAACUGAAACAAAAAGUAAUAUAUGAAAACUGUAAAAAAGUUUAUUUCAUGUCUGUUAAAGGAGUUGGUACACAAGCUUUCUUUAAUCAAGAACUUUAAAUAAAGCUAGUAAUAACACUGCCUUUAUGAGUUAAUACAAUCAAAAUCUGUGUAACUCAGACAUAGCAGUGCAAUCGUGUUAUCGACUGAGGAAAUCUGGUCAACAACCUGUAAACUAUAGAGGUAUCAUUCUCAUCCUAUCCCACAUUAAUAGAGCAUGACUUCUCAUAAAUGUCUCAUUUUUUUACACAAAGUUUGUGUGUAUACUGUUUGAUAACACAUUGUCCAGUAUAAUUCAUUUCUAUGUUUCUGUUUUCAUACUCAUUUAUAUAUGGAGUGGUCAAGCCAGAUAAAGUUAACAGCCUUUAUUUUACAUCUCGUGUAAAGAUAUGGACUUUUCAGGUGUUGAUACACAUGUAAUUGCCACAAAUAUUUGGAAUUAGGAUUUAAAUCUUCUUAUCACUGCAAUAUAUCUGUAAAAGAUAUGAAAGGUUAUGGAAUUAUUGAAACUUUACCUGAAUGACUGUUUCAUCAAUAUCAUAUGAUAUUUUCUCUCUGUGCUGAUAUUGACAAUUAGUGAGUUGCUUCCCCUAGUCCAUUAUGGCACAAAAGAUGAUUAAAGCCUUUCGUUACCAGGCUGUAUCUCAAGUCGACUUGUUUAAUUGGUUAGAAUUAACCAUUGGGUUGUGAAUACAAAAUCAAAUUGUUUGCACCCAGUAAAUUCAAAGUAUGUCCAUUUGACCAAUCAUUAUCUCUGGCAUUGUUGAUAUUGAAAAUUUUCACUAACCAUUGGGUGAUACUCUAACCGAACAAGGACUUUUGGUUUAAAAACUAUGUACCGUAUGUGGAAAAAUUCACACAAAAUGAUUUAGGGUGAUUAAGAAAGGCAAACUAUAUACUUAGUUGAUUCCCCUUUCUGUGUAAAAAUACUAAUGUGUUUGCAUCAAUCACAUCAUGUAGAAUGGUCUUUGAUUAGUGGUCUGUUGUUAGUUAUUGGAGUUGUUCAGAUUUUGUAUCAUAUUCUUUGAAAUAGACCCAUAUGUGUGCUAGUAUACAUAUGACUAGAUAUUGUAUACUUUGUGAAUUUUUUUAGUAGGGAGUGUAAAUGAAGAGUGUACAAGUGUGUUAAAGGUAACACUUCCCAUGUCGACAACUGCCCCCUUCAUAGUAAUGGUAGAGUUACAUUGUAAUAUCUUUGUGUAUGUUUUGCAUUAUAUGCAUUUGUUUAUAUUGAUGUUUUUCUUAGAUCUCAAAUAGUUUUAUCUCAGUAUUUUAAACAUGUUUUAGUGAGUAAUCUUACACAUAAAUUUGUAUAAUGGCAAUAAAAGAUACAAUGGAA
Messenger RNA from Ylistrum balloti, 2086 nucleotides. RefSeq lists its product as uncharacterized. The record is from RefSeq and is a predicted model, not a curated record. The transcript has 4 exons. Lineage: Eukaryota; Metazoa; Mollusca; Bivalvia; Pectinida; Pectinidae. The coding region runs from base 77 to 502 and encodes 141 amino acids.